Molecule: messenger RNA, 7405 nt
Organism: Vanessa atalanta (red admiral)
Lineage: Eukaryota; Metazoa; Arthropoda; Insecta; Lepidoptera; Nymphalidae
Gene: spg
Product: dedicator of cytokinesis protein 3
Exons: 35
Coding region: 130-5727 (1865 amino acids)
Biological process (GO): small GTPase-mediated signal transduction
Cellular component (GO): plasma membrane; cytoplasm
Molecular function (GO): small GTPase binding; guanyl-nucleotide exchange factor activity
Source: RefSeq, a predicted model, not a curated record
CUAAAAACAAAAGUUAUUUGGUCGCAGAUUCAUAAUGAAAAUUGUGGUUUAUUUUUAUUCAAGAUAAUAUGAUGGUUUAGUGAUAAUUUAACAACCGAUUUCGUAUAUUCGGUAAGAUAACAUUGUAAAAUGUGGAUUCCUACGAAAUCUCCGAAAUUGGCUGUCGCUGUUUACAACUGGAAGGGAGAUGUUCGUUCGGGGUUGCCACUUGAGAUCGGAGAAACAGUGCAAAUAUUGGAAGAGCAUGGAGCUUGGUUUCGUGGCUUCAGCACAAAAAAUAGAUCAGCCUGGGGUAUAUUUCCGGCAUGUGUUGUUUCGAUUCGACCAUGCACCGAAAAAGGAACCGGUGCUUCAGCGAUCGCAGAAUUCAAAGAUGAUCCUCUAGUCCGUGAAAUCGCAUGCGUAUUGAGAGAAUGGGCUCGACUUUGGAAGAAGUUGUAUGUGGAGCGGGAAACGUACAGAUUCAGUGCGGUGGCGAAGGUGAUGCGUGAACUCCUCAGUGGUCGUCGGGCUCUCCUCGCUGGCACCUUGACCCAAGAUCAGACAAGAGCCUUGCGUCUGAAACUGGUCACUAAGCUAGACUGGGGUAACAGAAAGCUCGGACUCGAGCUGGUGCCUCGUCGCGGCGCUGAAGCCGUUGACCCGGAGGACAUAAGCUUAGUCGAGCUUUAUAGAGUACACGCCGAGAGUGCUGAACGAGCUGCAGCAUGGCGUGGAACCUUGCGUCGCGCUGGUGGUUCAGGGAGCAGCUUCAAUUCCGGAACACUCACCAACAAUUCAAACAUAACGGCUCCCCCAGUUCAGUCACACUAUCUGAUAUGCAGUAUGCGCGACUUUGGUCAUACAGCUGGGGGUGAUGAGGCGGAAUUAUUGUUGUGGCUCCACGACGCGAGAAGAGCUCAGCCCUUGUCAGAGAGAUUUAGAGUGCGGAUCGCGAGAGAUGGCUUUUCCAACUAUGUAGACAGGCUGCACGCAAAUAGUACACUUUUUGCAGACCUUUCCAGUACUGACCUAUCUCGUGAGCUGUGGCUCGUGGCGUGGGUCAUCCGUGUGGGGCGAUGGGCGGGGGCAGGAGGUAGUGGUACGGGUGAAAGACGAGGCCCUGUGGCUAGAAGACCCCUCGGGGCUGGGGUGUUGCCACUGUCGGAAUUCCUUAGACAGCCUGAACCGCAAACUAUUGAAAAAGAGUACACAUUCAAGGUGUAUCAAUGUGAAGAGAAGGAUUUCCACCAGUUACAUGAUAUGCUCAUUAGGAAGCAGACUAACAAGUGCAAUAUUUUACCUGGUCAACCAAAUUAUGGUAUAGUGGUAGCUCUUAGACUAAUAACAAACAAUGGCAGUAUCUCGGAAGCGGUUGCCUCGGGUGCUACGGUGACAGCUAAACGGGGAUUCCCUGACGUCAUAAUGCCGGGCGAUGUCCGCAACGACCUGUACCUCACGUUGGAGAGAGCGGAGUUUGAGAGAGGCGGUAAAAGUACGGCGAAGAACGUCCUAGCCACUGUCAGCGUUCAUGACAGCACUGGACAAGUUAUCAACGAUUGCGUGUGGGGUGCUAGCGGAGUCGGUGCCACAUCUUACGAGUCGCUGGUGCUGUACCACAACAACGGGCCCGCGUGGGGGGAGCAGCUGCGCCUCACGGUGCCGCUGGAGACCUUCACACACGCGCACGUGCGCAUCGAGUACAGGCACUGCUCCACGCGCGACAAGAACGAGCGCAAGCUGUUCGGGUUCUCGUUCGCGCGGCUCAUGGAGGCGAGCGGCGCCACGCUGCGGGACGGCGCGCACGACCUCUACGUGUACAAGUGCGACGACCCCUCCAAGUUACUUUCAGGCAGUUACCUAUCCCUACCCUCCUGUGCUAAUGACACUGCUCGCUCUCCAGCUACGAACGGUGUGCUCGCAACAUUCCAACGGAGUACAAAAGAAAACUGUAUUAUUAGCACUUUACUUUGUUCCACGAAGUUGACGCAAAAUGAGGACUUACUAGCGCUGUUACAAUGGCGUGCGAGACCAGAGAAAGUACAAGAAACAUUAUUGCGUGUCUUGCGGUUGGGAGACGGCUUGAGCUGUGAAGAACUGAUCAAGUUCCUAAGAGACGUGCUAGAUGCUUUAUUUGCUUUGUUCUCCACUGAGGAUGGCAAUAGCACACCACAUUCGGGCACAGUUUUCCUUGUCCUGGUGUCAAUCUGUAGUUUGCUUGACGAAACUCGAUUUCAACACUUCCGACCAGUUCUGGACGUUUAUAUUGAGGAGCAUUUUUCGGCUGCUCUCGUCUACAAAGGGCUGCUGUCGUCGGUCCAGCACUGCGCGGAGUGGGCGGCGGGCGCGGAGGGGCAGGAGCCCAUCCGCAAGUGCCUGCGCUCGCUGGGCGCCGUGUUCCGGCUGGCGGUGCGCUCGCGCUGCCUGUUCGCGCGCGCCACGGGCGGCCAGUACGAGGACAGCUUCCGCCGCGACGUGCGCGCCGCGCUGCACGCGCUCAAGGCGCUCGCGCAGCACCCGCACCGCGACCACCUGGCGCCCGCGCAGAUCGCUCUUAUGACAUCUUGGGCGAGCGUAGCGAAGGAAGUGGCGUCAGCUUUAGGACCCGUCGAGGCCGGACGCAUCACUGCGGCCAUGUUGGACGCCCCCGCAGCCAACGCGCCGCCGGCGCUGGCCAAAGCACGACUUUCUGCUGCCCAGGACAUAUUGAAAGGGCCACUCGGACAAGAUCCUGAGGCACGGAACAUCGUUUUAACAACUGCCUGUCAUCAUUUACGCGUACAUCUCGCAAGACGUGACGAAUUAUCUCAAUGCGCUAAUAUGCUUGGAGAAUUAGUCACCUUACUGUGGAAGAAGGAAGACCCCGACCAACCCGUAGACGAGGACGAAUUAGACCCAGACGUAGACGUAUUGUGCUUGAACACUUUGGAUGUAUUAGUUGAAACAGUGCUACAUUUGAUUGGUGGCAAUUCACCUGUAUUGGGUCCGAUGGUGGCCGGCCUGCUGGGCGUGAUGGAGCUACUAAAGCCAGCGCACUACCAACGUCUUUGGAGUCACCUAGCGCCUCACCCACACGACCGGAAACCGCUUAAAGACUUUCUUAUGCGGGCUUUUCUGGUCUUCAGGCAUCUGAUCGAGCAAGAUGUUUUUCCAUCAGACUGGAUGGUAUUACGAGUCCAGAGCUGCAAAGUGUUGCUGUCCGCUUUACAAGAUUUGGCGAAGCCGCUACUCGAGAGAUUCUUAGGAGACGAACCGCCGCAGUUCGAUUCUCAGCUGUGGUCGGGCUACCUGGAGCUGGGCGUGUCACUGGUGACGGCGAGCGCGCUGCAGGCCGAGCAGUGGGCGCGCGGCCCGCAGCGCGCCGCCAUGCGCGCCGCCGCCGCGCUGCACCUGCUCGCCGUCUGGACCAGGCUCGGCUCGGCGCAGCUGCAGCUGAUCGGGCCGGCGGUGGGCGCGCUGCUGGAGGUGACGCUGGUGGGCUCUCUGCGGCGCGCGGCGCUGGGCGCGCUGGUGGCGCUGAUGGCGGCCGAGCGCGCCGCCACGGGCUCCGCGCGCCGCACCGAGGCCGCUCUCGUCGACAAGCUCGACUCGCUCGUCGCCGACAACAAGGCCGACGACCACUACCGCCGCCUCUUCGACACUGUGCUGAUGGAGCGCGUGUCGACGGAGGGCUGGCGCGAGGCGGGCGCCGCCUUCGUGGGCUGCGUGACGCGCCUGCUGGAGCGCCUGCUGGACUACCGCGCCGUCAUGCAGGGCGCCGAGCACCGCGACAAGCGCAUGGCCGCCACCGUCAACCUGCUCAACUUCUACAAAAACGAAAUUGACCGCAAAGAAAUGUAUUUGCGUUACGUUUACAAACUACACGAUCUUCACAUAGCUUCCGAUAACUGGGUUGAAGCUGGUUGUACGCUUUUGCUUUAUGCGGAAACAUUGAAUUGGGAUAGUGAUCAAAUUGGUGUAGAUCCAGAACAUCCUGAAACACCCGAGUGGAAACGUAAGGAGGCGUUGUAUAACCAAGUGCUGCAGUAUUUCGAUCGGGGAAAGUGCUGGGAGAAGGGCCUGCCGCUGCUGCGCGAGCUGGCCACGCUGUACGAGUCCCGGCUGUGCGACUACGCGCGCCUGGCGCACUGCCUGCGCACGCACGCCACCUUCCUCGACUGCGUGCUCGACCAGCUCCGACCCGAGCCCGAGUACUUCCGAGUCGGCUUCUACGGGAAGGGAUGCCCCUUAUUUGUUAGGAAUAAGCAGUUCGUAUAUCGUGGGCUGGACUACGAGCGUAUCGGUGCGUUCACUCAACGGCUGCAGUCUGAAUACGUGUCUGCGCAUAUCCUUAUGCGGAAUACGCCUCCAGAUGACUCGGUCAUCGCAUCUGACGGUCAAUAUAUCCAGAUCUGCAACGUGAAGCCGGUGUCGUCGCGGCGCUCGUGGCCGGGCGGCGCGCCCGAGCCCGUCAAGCGCUUCUACGCCUGCAACGACGUCGACACCUUCCUGUGCGACCGCCCGCUGCACAAGCCGCCCAUUGACAAGGACAACGAGUUCAAGAGUCUAUGGAUCGAACGUACAACACUCGUGACGGAAAACACGCUUCCUGGAAUACUGAGGUGGUCUGAAGUUAUAUCUCGUUCAGUCGAAGAAAUACCUCCAGUCGAAUUCGCCUGUGAAACAAUGGAGGCAACGGAGCGAGAACUGCGUAGCCUCAUAUCCCAAUACACGGCUGAUCCCACACAGAACAUCAAUCCGUUCUCAAUGAGGCUACAAGGCACCAUCGAUGCGAACGUACAAGGCGGUAUCACGAAGUACGAACAAGCCUUCCUCACUGCGGACUUCAGUAGGAAUGCUUCCACGAGGGAAGCAGCCGCUGCGGCUAAGUUGAGGAGGCUCAUUUCUUCGCAGCUUGCUGUAGUGGAAGCGGGGCUCACUUUACAUGGUCGGUUAGCGCCCGAGGAAGUCAAGCCUUUACAUAGGCGAUUAGUAGAGCGGUUUACACAGUUGAGGCAGAACUUGGGACCAGGAUUAGCACGUGCUAGAAGACAGCUAUCCGAAAGUAUAGUAAACACGCCAUUGCCCCCGGUACCAGCAUUGGAUAAAAGAUCGCAUAGUAUUCAACAGAAUGACAGCUAUUAUGAGGAUGGACAUCUAUAUAACAAACCGAUUUAUUCGCUUGAAGAUUCAAUCGAUCAGCAGAGUGGUAUAAUGUCAAACAGUCUUCCGGUGUCUGACAACAGAGACAAUAGGGAUUGUAACGACGAUAAUUCCAUGGUCAAGUCGGCACCUCCUUUGCCGUCUAGACCUAAAUCGGGAGACCCAAGAAGCCCAACUAGACCACCCUUAGAAAAAUAUAGAGAUGUCGUAGACGAAGAGGUAGAAACUCGUCGUCACAGCCGCACGUCGUGGAGUGAGCCCGGGGACGCUCCGCCCUUGCCUCCGAGGGUAUCUGGCGACAAGCGCUCGUGGGGCGAAGCGCCCGCGGUGCCGCGGCGCGCGCGCUGCUCCGAGGAGCGCGACUCCGGCGUCAGCGUCGACGCGCACCUCUACACCAACGCGCCCGAGCGACACGAGCGCCACGAGCGACACGAUCACGAUAUCGACAUUGUUGAAUCGCUUCGUUAUGAAGAAAUAAUCUCAAUGAUGUCUGAACCUUUACACGUCGAUGAGGGCGAGACUCCGCCCCCUAUUCCACCGAAGGGUCUUGGACAUCUCAGCAGCUUCGACUCGGGUCACCACGAAAACGGCGAGUCGCAUUGCUAACAAUUACCACCGACGCGUUAUUUCAGAGACGAUUGGAUUAAGGGCACACUGACACAAUACUUUGUAUUGGACUUUUGAGUUUGAUUUGCGACUUUUUUUAAUAUCAUAAUGCCAUCUUGUCUAAAUAUAUAAUAAAAGAGCAAGACGAAAUUAUCCAAUCACCUUUAUACGAAUCUAAUUACACGUAUGAAUACAUGAACUACGUACAGCAUGUUAUCAAAAUAUACUAUCGGAAUUUAGAGAAAAAAAUAAACAAAAAUAAAAAUAUUUGACCCAAAAAAUACCGUAUGUCAGAUGAAAAGGCAUUUUAUACACAUAUGUAAGGUUCUAUAUACUGCGAGAAACGUAUAAGCCAAUUUCAGAUAUAUUUUUUUAAGUACUAAUUUGUGUCAUUCCUUAUCCAGAAUGAUCUGAAGUAAUGGAUAUUCAGUAACAGAUAAUAUUUUAAAUGACGUGAUUAAUUCAAUGUAUGAUCGUUGUAUAUUUGACAGCAAUAUGUACUUUGAAUAAGUUGAAAAGUAGGUAUAUUUAAUAAUAAUAAAUAAUUAUUAUUCUUAUAGUGACAAAUCAAGUAGAUUCAUAUCUGACAAAUAUAUUCAAUAAAAAGUUUUUUGAUUUGAAUGUGUUAUAAAGUAAUUUAACUAAGCAUAAGAAAUCGAUACUGCGUAUUUUAACGAAAAUAAACUAUCUUCGUUACUAUAUGUUCAUAGACGCCAGUUUUAACUAUGACCAAAAUAUUAUAUUAUUGAAAAACAAUACCUAAAAAUCUACUUGUGUAUAUUCUGUUUCUAGAUACUUUUUUUUUAAAUAUUAAUUGUAUAGCGAAUUGCUAAAGGGUUGUUUCAGUGUGCCAUAUAUCGAAAAUAUUUUUAUUUACAAAGCAACACUUGUGUAUUUUAUUUUUAGUUUCAAUUUUUUAAACGAAUAAUUUAUUAUUAUUAAGUACACGAAAGUACGAAAAUAGGAUCUAUAUUUUUAUAGCCUUAGAUAUUUUAUGUUAGAAGUGCAUGUGUAAUCUUACAAACAUAAUAUUUUUACAUUAAAAAAAGAAAUACUUAGAUGUAUAAAGACGCGCUUAAAAUUUGGUAAAUUAUAAUGCAUUUUAUUGCUAAAAAAAGAUGAUAAAUCAAAAUGCAUGAUGAAAAAAUUGGUACAAUAAAUUAGCGCCUGUUUAAUGCUUAUAGCAAUAUUAGAUUCUGAAUAAAUGCUGCUAAUAUUUAGCGUCUCAAUACUUUCAGUUUUAAAGACGUGUAAAGAGUCUGAAGCUUUUUUCAUAUUGAUGUGCAUAUCAUUUUUAGGGAGUAGUUUAUCAUUAGCUUAAUGUUAUCGAAUGGACGUUGAAAUAGUUAUUCAAUCAUUUCGUUUUUCAUCGGGGCCAUAUGACAGGUGAUAAAUAAUUUAUUCUUGUAGUAAGCAGGUCGCGUUAUCUCGUAAUAGCUAAAGGAACGAGCUUGUCAAGCUUUUCAUUGUUCACGUUUACGUGUGAAUUUGGUGUUUUUAAUUACAUUUCUAUUGUUGUAGAAGCUAUUGUUGAGCUUCAUAAUAAUUUCAAUUUUUUUAACCAAAUAUAUUGAUAUUUUAGUUUAAUAGUAUUUAAAUAAGUACAUGUUAACGGUGAUAAUUAUGUGUCAAAUUAAAUGGGAUAUUUAUUUAUUUUCUUAAAAACUCAUUAGUAUUU